Amoebophrya sp. A25 is the source of this 1880-nucleotide messenger RNA. The record is from the annotation of a GenBank genome assembly. NCBI's taxonomy places the organism in Eukaryota, Dinophyceae, Syndiniales, Amoebophryaceae.
AAAAAAUGGGCGGCAGUGCCAGCAGUGCUGCAAAAGCCGGGGUCGCCGUGUCGGUCGUGCAAGACCAGUGGGACAGGUUUAUAAACCAAGCAGAAACUUUCUUUGGAACUGAUCCUGGAGCUGAAGGACCCUCCCGGUUGUCCGGCACUAGACAACGAGACGAGGAUUUCUCCACACGCAUACUGGAUCCCGGGCACCAAGAUCAAGAACCCGACAAGUUUUCGGAGUUUUUGAAACAUGUCUUCAACGGCGAUUGCAGUUUGCCGUGGCGAUCGUAUUCGGAUUGCACCGAGUUGGAAAAAGAGGUGGAGUGGAAGUAUGAAGAGUUUUACUUUCGAUGUAUAAUUAAAGACCAACAAGACCGAGAGGAAGAUGAUGUAUGUACUCGCCCAUCACCCGAAAAACAGAAAUAUGAGCGAUUUAGCCAAACUGUGGCAAGCGGAAAAACAGUGAAGGAGGAUGGAACAGUAGUAGACCACAUGGAAAUCAUCGUCGACCAUUUGGUGGCGCUUCAUGAUGAGAACGCACCCGGAGGCGCACUAGUUGGGAGCAGGUACUGGGGGAACGUCGAUACGAUGGCCACCCGCAUAGUAUUCGUGAUUUGCGUGUCGCUCGUCCGAGUGAUCAAUGAGGUCCGCUAUUAUGUCGAGGAGGAAAUCUUUGAGCGGCAAACUGACUCUGUUGAGGGUUAUAAACAAUUUCGACAGAGUGGGCCUCCCCGACUAUGGAUGUGGAAAUGGAGAAGAUCGCCAGGACUGGACACACAGGCCAAGCAAAUGUCAGAGAACCAAGGUGGAGAGACGGGAACUUCACGUUCGCUCCCGGAAUUCCAGUUCUAUCGUCGUGCGUCUGUUCCAGCAUCGAGAAGUUUGAAUGGCGCGGCUGCCUUCACCGAGCUUCAUCUAGUAGAACUAGCUGCAUCCGAUUGGGCUUGGCAUGGUGUUGCAGCCACCGGCUUCAUCUUCCUACUAGUGCUUAUUUACUUCUUCUAUCACAGCGCAGCGGCUGGCGCUGCUGCUCCACCUCCUCGUGUGCGUAGCGCCUUUGCCGGUAGUUCUCUCGAAAACAGUGCAGGAGAGCAUGACGAGCAGCAUCACAACAAGAACUACGGCUCGACAAGCUCGAAGGACAGUCCUUUCUUGUUCUACUCCGAGCGUGCGGAUGAUGAUUAUCAUUCUAGCAGCGACACUGAGCAUGAUGAGUCCUCGUCCACUGCAGCAAGAAGCAACGAGGCCACCGCUGACCACGAAGGCUCAGCGCGAUUAUUUGCAGUGAAGAAGCGCACAGGUCACGCUAAGAACCUCAAGAAGCUCGCAGAUGACAGCAGCAGGGGCGAGCCUAGUGGCGAUGAUGAUCAACCAGAUUUGAAGUUUGGCCGCGGAGAUGAUGCUUCUUCUUCAGUAGUAGGUGCAGAGAUUGGAGAAUGCCAGUCAUCAUCCACCAGGCAGCGAGUACUGCCGGGUCGAGAGAUGGAGGAGGCUGGUAGCGAGACUUUUUGAAGAUUCAUCGAUGAGGUAAGAAGUUGGGACGUUUCUACAUGUAAGUAUGUAGUUUGGAUCUGUUUUCGGUAGUCAGCUUGUAGUACUACUUUUGAACGUGGCUAAGUCGAAAGAUGGGAGUGCUGUGCUGAUAUCAUAUUCUCUUUGCUUUAUUUCUUUCUGUCUGUAGUUACUUGACCUUGAGCUUACUUCUUUAGUUACUUUUCUUAUGUAUCCAGAAGUUCAGAAGUUGCGCUAUAGUAUCUCGUAUAAGCUAUAUCGAAUUGUGAGCUUCGAGAAAUUCUGCAUUCCUUGCCCGAGGGUGUGGCUUUUUUUUGAGCAUGAAGACGGACGAAAGACGAGCUCACGACGAUGGUUCUUGAAUGCUUGAGACGACGAGAG